AUGGCUGAGCAGCACGUCUCUUUCAAGGUCGAGGACCUAUUUGGUGUCAAAGGCAAGGUCGUCGUCAUUACUGGCGGCGGAUCUGGUCUCGGCAAAGCAAUUGCUGAAGGCUUUGCUGUCAAUGGGGCAAAGGUUUACAUCUCCGGCCGAAGACUGGAAGUGCUAGAAACCGCUGCAAAGCAAAUCGGCGGUGACAUCCAUGUAAUUCAAGGCGAUGUGCAAACCAGGGCCGGAUGCCAGCAGAUCGCCGAGGCCGUCAAGGCUCAUGAGACCCAUAUCGAUACCCUUGUCAACUGUGCUGGUGUGAAUAGCCCUUGGAGAGUACAAGCUAAAGACCAUAACGACCCUGACCAAGUUGAGAACCUCCUACUUAAUGGUGUCACCGAGGAAGACUUUGAUCGGAGCAAUCAAAUCAAUGUGAACGGCGUUUAUUUCACCACUGCUCACUUCAUCCCACUCCUACGCAAGUCAGCUGAUCCCAAUGUCUGUGUGAUUGCCAGUCUUGCGGGACUUGCCAACAUCAGGUCGAUGGGAUCUUUGACAUAUGCGGUCUCCAAGGCUGCGACUAUUCACCUCGCCAAGCUCCUCGCUGGCCGUCUACACCCGAUGAAGAUUCGUGUCAAUACUAUCUGUCCUGGCAUUUUCCCAUCAGAGAUGACGGGUGUCACAUCUGGCAAACACGAGUAUAACAUCAAUCACCAGGCAGAAAAGGCUGCGAAGCGAUGCACAGCGGGACGUCCUGGCAGACCAGAGGAGAUGGUUGGGCCUGUUCUGAUGCUAUCAAGUCCCGCGGGCGGAUACAUGAACCAUGCUCUUCUCACAGUCGAUGGUGGUAGACUGAUGGGCGUUUCGAUUAAUGACGGUAUCAGGUUACCAGACGACUCAUAUACGAAGGGACCAGAAUUGGAAAGCAUGCCUUCGGCCACAGAUAUAUACACUCAUGACCUAUAG
Messenger RNA from Phaeoacremonium minimum UCRPA7, 951 nucleotides. RefSeq names its product putative short chain dehydrogenase reductase protein. The record is from RefSeq and is a predicted model, not a curated record. Gene Ontology annotation, molecular function: oxidoreductase activity. The transcript is spliced from 10 exons. Lineage: Eukaryota; Fungi; Ascomycota; Sordariomycetes; Togniniales; Togniniaceae. The coding region runs from base 1 to 951 and encodes 316 amino acids.